Messenger RNA from Phodopus roborovskii (desert hamster), 773 nucleotides. RefSeq names its product sperm-tail PG-rich repeat containing 4 (gene Stpg4). The coding region runs from base 7 to 747 and encodes 246 amino acids. Gene Ontology annotation, molecular function: histone binding; chromatin binding. The record is from RefSeq and is a predicted model, not a curated record. Gene Ontology annotation, biological process: epigenetic programing of male pronucleus. Gene Ontology annotation, cellular component: germinal vesicle; male pronucleus; female pronucleus. The transcript has 7 exons. Lineage: Eukaryota; Metazoa; Chordata; Mammalia; Rodentia; Cricetidae.
GUCGCAAUGGACAAGCCAGCCACCGCCGCCAUCAACCCCUCCGCAGUACCGAGAGAAGACCUAGGAGAUUCGCUCAUCCCGACCUCGAAACAGAUCCGGAAGAGUUCAGCUCUUGAUAGAGAAGGAUGGUGGAGGGUAACAUUAACGAAUACUCCAAUACCUGGCACUUACCACAUAAAGACUUUUAUUGAAGAGUCCCUGUUAAAUCCAGUGAAAGCAACCUACAAUUUUAAAAACGAAGGGAGGAAAAAGAUACCUCUUGUGCAGAGAAAUGAUCCAAUCCCAACCGACCUCCCUCAGUACAAGCCUCCCGACUUCCUGGAGCUGUUGAAGAAGCAGAUGGCCUCCUACUCAUUCAAAGACCAGCCCCGGCCCAACCCCAGCACACUAGUUGACAAAGAUGAGUCACUCCAGCUUUGCCCAGGACAGUACGAGUUACUCCCUGCUCCUGUUUCCAAGAGUUCUUCCAGGAGCUUCGUAUUUCGUUCGGCGGUUCAAAGGUUCCCACCAAACUAUUUCACACCUCAUGAAGGCCCUGGACCAGGUGAAUAUAACUUGAAAGCACCCCCAGGAGGUUCCAUUACUUCUUGUUUUCGAUCUAAGGUCCCCCGAUUCUUGCCUGCUGGUUCAAAAACACCAGGUCCAGGAGCAUACACAGCUUCGAGACAGUUCCCUAAGCAGUCCCCAACCAUCGCCAAAAUGGGUAGAGAACACAGCCUCUUCUUCAAUAACACAAUUGGCUUUUAAAAUAAAGCAAUAUUAGUGCCAAGCUA